CGUGACGCCGUGACAAGCUUCGAACAGCUGAUUUUAAAUGACAUUUAUGAUAAACCAUCCAAACAUUAUUCAUAUUCAUAUGGCUCAAAUUAAAAAAUUGCCUUUAGGUUCUAUUUAUUUUUAGAAUGUUUGGAAUUAAUGGUUUAACUGUUGUAUAUAUAAGAUAUUCGAAUGUGUAAGCAUGGCAAGUGCAACAAAUGGUGGUGAGAGCUAUAACUUCAAAGUCGUUCUACUCGGCGAAGGAUGUGUCGGAAAAACUAGUUUAGUACUGCGUUAUGUGGAAGAUAAAUUCAAUUCAAAGCAUAUCAGUACCAUACAGGCUUCCUUCUUGAACAAGAAGAUUAACUUGGAUGGAAAUCGGGUCAACCUUGCUAUAUGGGACACUGCUGGCCAGGAAAAGUUCCAUGCUCUUGGACCUAUUUACUACAGAUCAUCUAAUGGAGCUGUGCUGGUGUACGAUAUCACAGAUGAAGAUUCGUUCCAAAAAGUAAAGAGUUGGGUAAAGGAGUUGAGAAAAAUGCUUGGUGUAGAUAUAUCUCUUGUGAUUGUUGGAAAUAAGAGUGAUUUGGAAAAAGACAGACAUGUCACCCUUGAAGAGGCCAAAGAAUACGCGGAAAAAGUGAAAGCGCUGCAUUUCCAGACAUCAGCAAAAUUGAAUGAAGGUGUAGAAGAUAUGUUCCUGGCUCUAACCCAGAAAAUGCUUGAUGAUGCCAAAAAGAAAAAAGCGCAGGAGAAUUUAUUGAUUGGUCAAAAUUCCCAAAGAACUGUCACAGUAGUGGAUGAUGAAGCUGAGACAACGAAAAGAGGCUGCUGUGGAUCAAAUUGAUCAUAUUUUAGAUUGAUGCUGAUACUGAGGAAAGGUAAAAUUACCAGGACCCUACACAACAUUUUCCAUUAAUGAUAAAACCAAUAUAUAGUAUCAGAAUUUUGAUGAAAGUUAAUUUAGGGGGAAUAUUGCUUCAUCAUUUAAAGUUACAUAAUGUGUUUUGCAAAAUUUUUAUGCUUUUAAUUUCUCAAUGGGAUUGUAAACUAAAGUAUUAUGAUUUUAAAUGUUUUCUCUUAUUACAAGUGAUAUUGUAAAUUUGCUUGGUGAUACUUCAAUAGAUUAGAUAUGAUUGUUAAUUACCAAGAACCUUGAACUUGGUAAGUCGGAGCAGUUUAUUCAUUGAUGAAUAUUGAUAGUGAUGUAUUAUUAUUUAAGAUUUUAUAUUUAUUUUUUUUUAAGAUGCAAUUGUAUAAUGCUUGGAUAUCAAUACCGAAAAUAUGUAGCUUCAUUUAGACCAACACACAUUUUGAAUUCCAUUACUCUUUGUUAUGGUUUAUCCAUUUGUUGCAAUAUUUUCUUAGAAAUAGGUUUUUGAAUUACCUUAUAUACCUACUUCGGCAGUUGUUUCAUAUGACAAUAAAAACGUGACUAUCAUUUCACGUUCAUUUUUGCUUCCUGCACCACACACAUAUGGUGGGACCACUAUGAGAUGUAGUCAGCAACUUUUCUGCUUAACCUAAUAUUUCCCGACAUAAUAACUCUAUAGUCUGUUGUUCAUGUUAAACGAGCAAAUAAAGAUGCUUCAAAAACCUACUUUGCAGUCUGGCAGUAUUCGAUUUUCGCCGCACCUGCGAUUUGCCUAAUGAAGCGUUGGAAACUCAUCAUGUGGCUGCCUUUUCGAUCCAACGCAUUUCGUUAGUUAUCAUUCUAGCAUCUUUUUCUUUAUCGAAUCUAAGUCACCAGUUACUCCGCGAUCUGAUUAGCCACUCCUCAGGCUUUGCUUACAAUAUUCUGGUGCCCCAAUUUGACUUGGAAAACUCUGCAUGUGUGGCCGCCCUUGGAUAAGGGUUCAUUUGGAAGAUAGCCAACACUAAAAUCCAUACAAAGCCCGGACAGAAGAGUACGAUGGGGAAUUGGUAUUUAGUUAGCCUUGGCCAUUUGGAAUGCACAAAACAAAAUCGCGAUACCUUAGCAACAAAAUAUAAUUUAUUAUAAGUAACAUUGCAAAGUUUCAUGUCAAUAAGCUUAAGCAUUACAAAACAAGAAAUUUUUAACGUAAAUAUGACUGCAGUGAGUGUAAAAAUGGAUAAAAUGGAAUAUCAUUAAGUACCUGUAUUUGAAUGGCUUACAGGGCAAGGAGAUGUUUCGAGGACAUGGUCAAUACCCUUCGUGAUGACUGCACUUCAUAUGUCACUGUCAAAAAUUGGGUUGCUUGCUUUAAAAGAGGAAAGUUAUUUAUUCAGGAUGAUGAGAGACCUGAAAGUUCCGUUACAGUGUAAACCUCGGAAAAUGUCGAUGUAGUUCAUGAUUUGAUAUUAUCAGACCGUACUUAUCUAAUAGGUUGCAACUUGAGCUGUGAAUGGUAAUAUUUCUCAACUUGAAGCUAUUAAAAGAGGUGCGCCCAAGGGAAGCAUUCUUUGUUCUUUACUGUUUACUUUGUAUACUGUGGAUUUGGGUGAACAUCUUGAAUUUUGUUAGGUGCGUCAAUACACGGAUGGUACUCAGACUUACUACUCGUUCAGUAAAAGUGAUCACAAUUUAAUACUAAAUAAAAGUAAGACAGAGGUAUAACAUUCGGAAGCGAAGUGGAAGUGAUCAACAAUAAUCAUCAAUUUGUGAUCAAAAUUAAUAAAAAAACUGAUUUCAAAGAAAAACUGUAAACAAUUUAGGCUCUACAUGGAUGAUUAAACUUUGGAAACAUAUUAAACAGCUACUAAAAAAAUCAUGCUGGAAUGAAAGCUCUUUACGUUCACAAACACAGUCUCACAUCAAAAGUGAAACUGAAAUUAUGUGACUCUUUGAUACCAUCUUCUUUAGCUUACGUAUUCAUCAGAAUAUGAUACAUUGGCCAAUUUAGAGAGAUGGCUUAGAUAGACAACUAUGUGAUAUAGUAGAAAAUCAUAUUUGGUUAAUGUAACAUUUGACACUUACCCUGUGGUUUUCAUGUCGAUAAUUCUCCAUUUUUGUAUGGCCAGUGAAACGACAUGUAUUUAAAAUUCUCUAAUAUAUACGAUAAGGUAUUAGCCCGAUUUUUCUAAGCCGAGGCGCCAAAAAGCUAGUGAGUCACAAAUUGAACACAUGGGAAGGCGUCUUUGUAAGUAAUGGAUCUAAUGGAUAUAUGGUCGAUUUAUUGCAAAAUGUCUCAAACUGGAGAAUAAUUAAUUAUAUGAUUUGUGUAAUUCCUAUAUUAAAUUAAGAAAUACGUGAUAAAUCACUUGGUUUAGGUACAAAAACUUAUUUUUUCAUUUGCGUUAGAACAUUAAACAAGCGGCCAUGCUCAUAUAAUGCACCACUGAAAAAUAAGGCAUGUGCACAAAUCUGAUACAAUAUCAGAUUGAUAAGUCUCCAAUUAAAUUACAUUUUAUUGAAAAUAACAGUGUCUCACUGGUGCUGUAAAAAAUCUGCUUGAUAAAUUCUUUGACAACAUAAAUUAUAGAAUGCGAAUUCUAGUUAGCUAUCCACUACACCACUACCUCUUGGUCUACUGGAUCUUUAUAUCACUAUACUUGACACAGGCAAAUGUCAAGUGAAUGUUGUCGGCGCAUGAAAUCUGUUAUAAACAAUUAGAAUAAUCUGAAAACUAUACAAGAUACAAUGCCGAAACUUUAAAUAAUAUAUUAAGAGUAUUUUGCCUAAUUUUUCAGAUGGUCAGUUCUCUACAAUUGGUUGAUAUUUGAUACUGUUUUUUCGGUUUCUGGAGUUUAUUUUCCAACAUUUUGAUGUCGCAGUGAUUUUAGUGGUACGAGAUUUUGAUAACAAUGUAUACUAUAUUAAAACUUUGGAAAAAAGGACCAGGGAAUUAUGUUUCUUCGAAAAGAAACUGGAUUACGUGACCUACUUAUUUGACAAAAUCAUGCAGUCAUCAAUAAUGCAGCCAUUUAGCACAUGUUAGAUACUAACUAGUCUAAGACAGUUUGAAACAUAAUUGUCUUCGGUUUGCGUGCUAACCUUGUAAACAGUUCAGUGCAUUUCAGUAUGAAAUUAUUUUUUUUGUAAAUGUUAAGACUCAUCUGUUUUCGUAUCUCGUCAGCUCUAAAUAUGUAUACACAAGAGUUUGAAGAAAUCUUGAAAACAUUUUUUUCUUCGCAACAAAAGGUGAUACACAGAUCCGCUCUGUUUUAAAAUGUGUAAAAUAACGUAUGUUUUUCGAAUAUCGUAGCGGAUCUGUCCAAUUACUCCCAAACACGAAAUGUUUGUAUUUGUUUACAAGAAAAAACGUAACCCUUCGAUUUUCGAAUAAAAAUAACAUUUAUCGUUCGAACUGGUUUGUGAGUCAUAUCUGCGAAGUAAGCUCGUGUUUUAAUAUUAACCCUUUGAGCGAACCUUGUAUAUUACUCAAUAAACUAGAAAUAGUGGCCGGAAGACGGGUGUUUUGGUAUAAACAAUUAGAAAUUGUCAAAAACUACUUGACCAAUCGGCCCGAAUUUUGCUGUGGUUAUUAACAAGUUUAAAACCUACCGAUGUGAGUUAUUUUAAGUAUCUGCGUGAAAAUAUGGUCCACUUACCAACAAGUACUAAAACUUGCACCGGUCAUAGCUUUUUUGCUAUUAGUCGAACCCUUUUAUAUGAUAUCUCAUUUUGUAGGUUUCUUGCAUACGUAAAAAUCGGAACAUAACUAUUGAAAUAAGACCAUUAGAAUCGAUCACUGCAAAUUGGAGGCCCAGUCACCACGUGACCGCAUGAUGACCACGUUCUAGCUGUUUAGUAGAUGUGGUCUACUUGCCAUUGAACAAAUGGCUCCGUUUUGGACCGUCCGUGCAAAGACAGCCAACCAAGGUCAGCUGUUUCGUGCUUUUUAGCUAUUCCUCAGCAUAGUCUAUGUUUGGGUCUCUCGGACAAUGAACGAAAUAACAUCAACUAUGUCGCAGUGGUCGAUUCUAGUGGUAGAUGACGCUUCGCGUUGUCUUAUUUCGAUAGAUCACACAUUUUGUACAGGAUCCGGCACAAAUUUAUUGACGGAUUCGGAUUCACAAUGAAAUAGCGUUUGUCACAACUAAGUGUGGAAAAUCACAUCAGUCAUGUGAUGACCGUUUUUGACGAUGCAUUGCUGGAGGCGUUCUUGAAAGUUCGCGUAGACUCUCUCCAACAUCGUUCUCUGAACUUGGGCGACUUCUACGCGAAUUGCCUUCUUCAAUUCGUCCAGAGUUCGGGGCUUGUGCUCAUAUACACGAGCCUUAAGGUGCCCCCCAUAGGAAAAAAUAGUAGAAGAGUACUGAGAUGUUCUGAGUACUGUUAAUUUUUAUUAAAACGGUGUGUUGUUUUUAGUUUAUUGUGAUCGAGACUAACUUUAUGGACAAUGCCUAGAAAUUGUGUAAAUAGUGCGAACAGUUUUUGUUAUGUGUGGGGAGAGCUAACUUUUAAAUCCCAAAAACGUACUUUUACUCCCCUUGUGUUGAAAGCAUACGAACUUUAUUUUGGAAUUAAAGUUGGUGACCAAGGUAAACUAUUGGCCCCUCAUAUAUGUUGUAAGACUUGUGUAACGUUGUUAACAGGUUGGUUAAGAGGCGACAAUCGUAAAAUGCCCUUUGCGGUACCAUUGGGUUUGGAGAGAACCAAGAGACCAUACUACUGAUUGCUAUUUUUGCCUCACAAAUAUUAAAGGUAUUGGACCAAAAUUGAGACAUACUGUUAAGUAUUUUGAUUUACCAUCAGCUUUGUGGCCCGUUAAGCAUAGUGAUGAACUUUCUGUCCCAGUUCCAACAGAAUCUUGGUCUUUGAAUAAAAAAGUCGAAUCCACCGAUUCUGAAAGUGAUGGUACAGAAAGCGUAAAAAUUUCCGAUCCUUCGUUUGUCCUGCCAGGAUAAUCAACAGCGCCGCAUUUGAUCACACAGGGCAAACUUAAUGACUUGGUUGAAGAAUUACAUCUGUCAAAAUCCCAGUCAGAACUUUCAGCGUCAAGAUUAAAAGGAUGGAAUCUUCUCCACGGUGAUGUUAACAUUACUUUUUACCGAAAACGGCAAAAAGACCUCACACACUGUUUCCGACAGAAAGAUGAUCCAAAUGAUUGGCGCCUGUUCAUUGAUUCCUCUAAGCUUAAUUUAAAAGCGCUAUU
This is a messenger RNA of Acanthoscelides obtectus, 6038 nucleotides long. NCBI's taxonomy places the organism in Eukaryota, Metazoa, Arthropoda, Insecta, Coleoptera, Chrysomelidae. The record is from the annotation of a GenBank genome assembly.